AUAGCCUUUUCUUCUCAAGUUCAGACUCCAGAGCAACCAAAAAAUAGAACAAGUGCAGAUAAAUUGCGUAGAAGCAUGCCCAAUUUGGCUCGAAUGCCCGGCACAGCAACAACAACGACCUCCACUGUGGUUUCUCCAGUUACAGUACGCAAUAGCCUAAGUUUUGAUUCUAAUCUGCAUGGAGCUGCAAAUGGAUUAUCCAGAUUGCACUCUAGUAUACCAUCACCUGGUCAACUUCAGCAGAGGGUACACAGUGUGGGGAACUUCCCAGUGUCUGUGAGGCCGCCACUGAAAGCUACAGCCUAUGUCAGCCCAACCAUACAAGGCCAUGGUGGCAUUCCUCAGUCAACAAGUCUACAGUCUAUAUCAAGUUCUGGGAUUCCUAUGCCUAACAAGACUGCAAGUUCAUUGCUUAUAGCCAGAAGUGGUCUACCAAGACCAGCUUUGUCAAGCAUUGCUGCAAGUAGUAUACCAAGGAGUAAAAUUGUUAGUCCACGCAGUUUUAUUCAGCCUCCGAAGACACUUUCAUCACUGAGUACUCUACGAGACGGAAACUGGAGAGACGGCUGCUACUAA
This is a messenger RNA of Bufo gargarizans (Asiatic toad), 576 nucleotides long. RefSeq names its product SLAIN motif-containing protein 1-like. The annotation marks the transcript as partial. The record is from RefSeq and is a predicted model, not a curated record. Lineage: Eukaryota; Metazoa; Chordata; Amphibia; Anura; Bufonidae. Gene Ontology annotation, cellular component: microtubule plus-end. Gene Ontology annotation, biological process: microtubule nucleation; positive regulation of microtubule polymerization; cytoplasmic microtubule organization. The transcript has a single exon.